Messenger RNA from Salpingoeca rosetta, 4479 nucleotides. RefSeq lists its product as uncharacterized. Gene Ontology annotation, cellular component: chromatin; nucleus. NCBI's taxonomy places the organism in Eukaryota, Choanoflagellata, Craspedida, Salpingoecidae. Bases 1 to 4479 code for a protein of 1492 amino acids. The record is from RefSeq and is a predicted model, not a curated record. Gene Ontology annotation, biological process: mitotic sister chromatid cohesion; DNA repair. The transcript is spliced from 33 exons.
AUGACGCAGAGGAGGAAGGCGUCGUCAAAAAGGCGCGCAGCCGCCGCCGCCGGCAGUGCUGGUGCCAGCGAGCAGCGGGAACCGGCAGCACACAAGCCGCCGAGCCCAAAGAAGAGCAAGCUCAAGCCCAUCAGCGCCAAAAUGAGCAAAGACGCGCUCAUCAAGCGCCUGCAGGCGCUGCAGGAAGAGCUGCAGAGUACCGCAGAGAAGAUGUCGGCAGACCAGGUGCCGCCAAAGCAUGUGCUGGACAUGGCUGCGGAGCUGGUUCGACCCGCCAUCCUUCGCCACAAGGAUGCAGAUGUGCGCCGCUACGCCGCAUUAUGUCUGGCAGAGUUUCUCAAACAUCCAACUGCCAAGCCAUUCGACACCACUCAGGAGCGGAAAAUCCUGAAGCUGUUUGUGGACGAGCUGCGUGGCUUGCAGGACCUGAAUGGCAAUGCGUACCCAGAAUACUUCUCCUUGCUUGAGACGAUUGCCAACAACCACAUCUUCCACCUGUGCCUCGAGGUCGGCGACGAGGGCAUGAUCCACUCGAUCUUUGAGCUCUUCUUUGGCAUCGUCACCCCAAAACACAGCACCAAGCUCGUGUCUGACAUGGCGGACAUUCUGUCCUCCUUCAUUGAGAGCGGCAUGGAUCUAGAAGACUCUCUUCUCGAUGUCCUCUUCAAGCCUCUUCUUCCCCGAUGCAAGACCCGAAACUCUGCCGCCGCCAACCUGGCCACGCUUGUGCUGCAGCAAUGCGUCGCCCCCUUGCAGUUCUCCGUCCACAACUACUUCAACGGGCUCCUCGGGCUCACGGACGGGUGCGAGAGUGCGCUGGUGAAGGAGGGGUACGAUGUGAUUGAGGCCGUCGCUGCCGUCGACCCAGCCAUCCUCGUCCGCGUGCUGCCACAACUCGAACAUCAGCUUAAGAUGGAGGAGCUUGGACCACGUGAGCGCGCCACCAACCUUCUUGGGCGGAUCUUCGGGAAACCGGGCAUUGAUGCUGCUGCCCAGUAUCGCUCCCUCUGGGCCAUGUACCUCGGCAGGAUGGAAGAUAUCCACGUGGACAUUCGCAAGAGCGUCUGCAAAGCCCUCUACGACAUCAUCACCAACUACCCGCGCUCCCUCGCAUCAGAGUGCUUCGACAAGCUGCACCGUGCCCUCAUGGACGUUGAUGAGCGUGUUCGUGCCGCCGCCACCGCCAGCGUUGCGCGCCUGUGCGAAUCGCACCCGUCACUGCUUCGCUUGGAGUUUCUUGAGCACUUUGCACUCCGUCGCCGCGACAAGAAACCGCCCGUUCGCCGCGCCGCCCUCAAGGGCCUGGCCGACCUCUUUGUCGCCUCCGUGAACACCAUGAGCGGAUCUGUUGUUCCGCAGCGCGCGCUGCUCGCCGCCUCGCACAUCGUCCUUGCAAUGCGCCGCCCAGAUGUCGACGACAGGUUCUUUGUGCUGAAAUUGCUGCACCGUCGCCUCCUCCCUGCAAAUCUCAGCGCGGGCGAGCGCGCGAAGCGGCUGUGCAUUCUCUGUCGAGGCGGGCACAUUCCUGCAGGGGAUGAUGGUGAUGCGAGCGGUGAUAAGCACAACACGUCCACGGACACGCACGCAGCGCAGCAGCAACAGCAAGCCGUGCACGGCGAUGUGCAGGGCGCGGCCACAAUGUUUGUGGCGUGGAUAACGGCUGCUCGUACGCGUUUGCACGCAUACCUCGAGGCGUUUGGUCAGAUCCAGAACAAGUCCAAGGGACUCAACAUGGAUGAUGGUGACGAUGAUGACGACGAUGAUGCGCACUCGAAUGAUGACGGAAACGACGACAAGGGAGAUACACCGCGCUCUGCAACGCCACAGCAGCGGCUGCAACUCACACGCGCCGCACUCGCCCAGAUGCUGCCUGAGGACAGCGCACAAACGCAGGAGCGGAUGCAGAAAUUGGAGAGUUCAUCGCUGAAGCAGCUGGUGCCGCUGCUUUCUCGCCUCUGCACCGAGGAUGCACCGCUCACCGCCCUCGAGAUUGCCACAGUUGAGUCUGAGGUGGCAGAGAAGGCCGGGAGCGCGAAACCGCUCGCGCUGAGCAUGUGCAUCCUCGCUGCCCCCUUCUGCUCGACACCGAGCUCAUUGACUCGCCACACUGCGGUGACCGACCUGACGCGUGACGGCCUGGCGCUGGCGCUGCUGCAUCGCAUGGCCACUUCGUAUCCGUCGCGUUUCGCCCGCGAAUCUGUUGCGCGCCGCCUCCACACGCUCCUCAAGCCCGCAACCGCAACGCCUUUCACAAUCCCCGCGCUGAAACUGCUGACUGCAGUUGGUCCGGCCAUUCACAGCACAGCACCGGAGCUUGCAAGUCUGUUUGAGGCGCCCCUCCUUCGCCUUGCCACAACGACACGCGAUGCGUCCAUUGCCAAGCGCGCCGUGCAGGCCGCCGCCGCCAUGUUUGCUGAUGCCGCGACCGAAGAUGAGGACGGGGACGAAGGCAAUGACAGCUCCCCGCCAACUCAGCAACAGCAGCUGCUCAAGCGCAUCGCAAAGGCGUGUGUUGAAGAUCUCAGUCUAACGUCGCAGCGUCUUCUCCCGGCCCUCAAGGCGCUUGGGUACAUUGCCCUGCUUGAGCCAACCGUGUUUGCUGCCUUUGAUCGCCAAAUCACAGUCAACUUUGUCGUCAAGCAACUCCUCAUGAACAACGAGGAGCCCGAGAUUGAGGAACCGCCAGACGACGCGCCGGAAUGGACGGACGAGCCCACGCUUGAGUGCCAAGCAAAGGUCCUGGGCAUCAAGCUGCUUGUGCGGCGUGUGCUGGGUAAAUCCCAGCGGCCAAACAUCACGGAGAAGCAGCUCGCUGACGCAGCGGACCCGUGCAUUCGCAUCCUCACCGCCAUUCUUGUUGGAAUGGGCAACUUGCAGCGUGACAGCAUCACCCCUCUUGUUGACCGCAGUCGCCUCCGCCUCGCUGCCGGCUGUGCAUUCCUCAAGCUUGCACAGGACCCGCGCCUUCGCUCCCGCAUCGACAACCCGCUCUUCCGGCAGCUCGCCACCCUUGUGCAGGAUUCGUGCGUGCAAGUGCGCAAGCGUUUCUGCGCAAAGAUUGAGCAUGGACUAGAUGCGCCCGGACACAAGCUGCCGCUCUCGUACAUGUCAAUGCUCGUGCUGUCGGCGAUCGACCCAGAGCCAGAGUGCAGGGAGCAGAGCGCUGCGUUCUUGCGGUCCAUCAUCAAGAAGCGACGCAAGCUGGCCGCACGCUUGCCACAAGCCAUGCAGCCGCUCCACCUGCCAGAGUACGUGUUGCCGCAUGUCGUGCACUUGAUUGCGCAUCACCCGGACUUUUCCCUGGACGACCAUGCAGCGCUGCACAACACACAGACGUACCUCGACUUCCUCUUCGCCCAACUCUGCACCCGCGGCGAAGAGGAAUACACGUUCCUCAAGUCUCUCGUGGAGGUCAUGAAGCUGGCUGAAGAUCGGCACGGAGACUCAAAGAAUGUGCGCGCUGUGUGCGAUCUUGCGCUCCUCGUCAUUGCCAGACGGUCUGAGCGACCUGGCUGGAAACUUAAGUCGUUUCCCGGCGACCUCGUGUUGCCAUCUGCUCUGUUUGCCAGGCCAAAAACGGCAAUCGAUGGAAGCAAGAGAGUUUUGCCUGAGUCGUUUCAACUUCACGCGUCGCACCCAACAAAGAGUCGAGCGACACCCAGAGGAAAAGCACCAAGAACGCCCACCAAGACCCCGACAAAGAGAAGGACGCCCAAGAAGACACCAGCUUCUUCAGCAAAGAAACCAACGCCACAGCCGACACGGCGCAAUGCGUCGCGUGCCGCGAAGAAGAACAUUCGCUCCAUGGCUGACAUUGACGACGACGAGAUUGAGCGGCAGACAUGGGUGGAGGACUCCUGCCGCAAAUCGGCUCGCAAGCAGCACAGUGCCCGCAGAAGUGGCGGACGCGACUCCAUGCGUUCGGGCCACCCCUCGGCGUCGUCCUCUGAUGAGGGCGAGAGUGAAGAUGAGGCAGACCACUCGACAAAGAGACCAACAUCUACACGAGCAAACACACGCUCAGCCAUGGACAUGCAUGACGACAGUGAGCAGAGCAGCAGUGAUGAGAGCCAGGAGAACGAAAAGGAGAACGAGACACGGCAUGGAGGACGCUCAAGCACUCGCAAAGACAGCAUCCGCCCCUCCCGUCGCGCCGCCUCCCCAGAUGCCAGCGACAACGACAGUCAUGAUGAUGCUGGCUCUGCCUCCUCGGGUCUCGCUCGGAGGUCGAGUGCAAAACGCACAGCGUCCACCGCGCGCGCAUCGUCGUCCACUCGCAAAUCACCAAGACAAAAGCAUGCUUCAUCUCCAACGCCAGCACCAAGCCCUGUUGAUACGGCACGCAAAUCACGUCGACAGAACAGCAUCGGUUCCGCACAAGAUUCACACCUCACCAAUACCGCCUCGGACGAGGACGAGGAAAGCCCUGACGAGCCCGUCGUGAUUCGGCGCAGCACCCGAAGGCGGUUGGCAGCAUGA